Pleuronectes platessa (European plaice) is the source of this 1389-nucleotide messenger RNA. It is a transcript of the gene pitx2, whose product is annotated as paired-like homeodomain 2. Gene Ontology annotation, biological process: anatomical structure morphogenesis; regulation of transcription by RNA polymerase II. Gene Ontology annotation, molecular function: RNA polymerase II cis-regulatory region sequence-specific DNA binding; DNA-binding transcription factor activity, RNA polymerase II-specific. Gene Ontology annotation, cellular component: nucleus. The record is from RefSeq and is a predicted model, not a curated record. The coding region runs from base 100 to 1035 and encodes 311 amino acids. The transcript has 3 exons. Lineage: Eukaryota; Metazoa; Chordata; Actinopteri; Pleuronectiformes; Pleuronectidae.
CCGCUGAACACAUUCCGCAGUCGGACUUUCCGCUCAUCCUUCCAGUACUGAGAGGGACUUAAUCUGCUUUUUUGACAGCCAGCGGUGCGAUUUUUGCCGAUGAACUCUAUGAGGGAUCCAUUAAACACAGACCACCACCACACAGGGAAUAAACUUGCCUCCACGCACUACACGGCUCUGGCGAUGGCCUCUACUUUACAGCCGCUGCAGCGGUCUGUGGACUCGAAGCACCGGCAUGAGGUGCACACCGUGUCGGACACUUCCAGCCCGGAGUCUGUCGAAAAAGAGAAGAACCAGAGUAAGAACAACGACGACUCUUCGGAUGACCCCUCGAAAAAGAAGCGGCAGCGGCGGCAGAGGACUCACUUCACCAGCCAGCAGCUCCAGGAACUGGAGGCCACUUUCCAGCGGAAUCGCUACCCGGACAUGAGCACGAGGGAGGAGAUAGCCGUGUGGACCAACCUCACAGAGGCCCGGGUCAGGGUUUGGUUCAAGAACCGGCGAGCCAAGUGGAGGAAGCGGGAGAGAAACCAACAAGCCGAGCUUUGCAAAAACGGCUUCGGCCCUCAGUUCAACGGACUCAUGCAGCCCUACGAAGACAUGUACCCCAGCUACACGUACAACAACUGGGCCGCCAAGGGCCUCACGUCGGCCUCCCUGUCCUCCAAGAGCUUCCCCUUCUUCAACUCCAUGAACGUCAACCCCUUGUCCUCGCAGACCAUGUUCUCGCCGCCCAACUCCAUAUCCUCCAUGACUUCCAGCAUGGUGCCAUCGUCGGUGACGGGCGUGCCGGGCUCCAGCCUCAACAGCCUCAACAACUUGAACAACCUCAGCAACCCGUCGCUCAACUCGGGGGUGCCCACGCCGACGUGCCCCUACGCGCCGCCGACCCCUCCUUACGUGUACAGGGACACUUGUAACUCCAGCCUGGCCAGCCUGAGACUGAAAGCCAAGCAGCACUCGAGUUUUGGAUACGUGCAGAAUCCGGCGACGAAUCUGAGCGCUUGCCAGUACGCCGUGGACAGACCCGUCUAAUACCGAGCCGCACUGCCAAGAACGACCACCCUAACAAGUCAUUAAAGGCUGAAGUGGCGUGAUUUUGCGCGUAAUUGGGGUGAGGAAAUCUGGUUUUGACUUGUUCUGUUUUUUUUAAUGCAUUUAGGGAAACUCCUCCAUCGACUGGCAUCUUCUAUAGCUGGAGUGCUGCAUUGUUUUGGCCUUUUUUCCCUCUUUCCUCAACAAAUCGCCACUUGCCCCUUGAACAUUCCCCAACAUUAAAAGAACCGUGUGAGAUUAUCCCACCCGCUCCGUGUUGUUACGAUUUUUUUGUUUUAAUUUUAUUUCAGCAGGACAAAUUAAGAUUUGAAGGUUGGCUUGUUAUGGUGGUCA